AUGGCCGAAUCCAGCAAACGGCAGAGACUCAGUCACGUCAACAGCAGCAUGCAAACUUCAAGUAAACGCAUAGAGAACAUGUUCGCGGACAGUCAGGCCGAAGGAGCCGGCGGAGAGGGUCGGUUUGUGGAAGGAGCCAUACUUCGGAUCACUAUGAAGAACUUCCUGACUUACGACUACUCUGUGGUGUAUCCUGGACCUAAUCUGAACAUGAUUGUCGGGGCCAAUGGAACUGGCAAGUCCAGCAUUGUGUGUGCCAUCUGUCUGUGUUUGGCUGGCAAGACUGCUGUGCUUGGCAGAGGUGACAAGGUUGGGCUCUACGUCAAGCGUGGGUGCAAAAAAGGCCACAUUGAGAUUGAACUGAAAAAAAAAGGUGGUAAUUUAGUGAUUUUUAGAGAGAUCCACGCAGAGAACAACCAGUCUCUGUGGAUGCUGAAUGAUAGACAGUGCACCCAGAAAAUGGUGGAAGAGGAAGUCAAAACUCUGCACAUCCAAGUUAGCAACCUCUGUCAGUUUCUACCUCAGGAAAAAGUUGGUGAGUUUGCCAAGAUGUCCAAAAUUGAGUUGCUGGAGGCGACUGAGAAGUCAGUGGGACCACCAGAGAUGUACGAGUACCACUGCGAGCUCAAAAACUUCCGCAACAAAGAACGAGAACUGGAGAAUGUUGUGAAGGAGAAAGCAAGCUUCCUGGAGAAAGCCAAGCAGAGAAAUGAGAGGAACAAACAUGAUGUGAAUCGUUACUAUGAAAAAAAGAGGCAUCUGGAUGUAAUUGAGUUGCUUGAGAAGAAGAAACCGUGGGUGGAGUACGAGACGACACGAAAGGAGCUUGAGGGUGUGAAGAAGGAGCGUGACGAGGCCAAAAAGCAGCUUUCAGGCCUGAAGCAGGUUCAGUCGCCCAUGCUGAAGAAGAUCCAGCAGAUUGACGAGCAGCUGAAGCCCGCUGAGGCGCAGAUAAAGGCUAAGACUGUUGCCAUCAAAGAAGCCUCCCUGAAGUGCAAACAGAAGCAAGAUCAGCUGGAUCGAAAAAACAAAGAGAUUGACGAUAUUAAACAAACAUUCAGACUUAAGCAAAUGGAGGAGGAAGACCACCAGAAGCGAAUCAGCAACACCAGAAGAACCAUCGAAGACCUCAAGGAAGAGCUCGCCAAAGUUGGCGACCAGCCGGAUGUAACCCCGCAGAUCAAUGCUGUCAAUGCUGAUCUGAGGCGCAGCCAGGAGGAGAGAGCCAAGAUCGAAGGGGAGAAGGCUGACCUGCGCAGGGAGAAGGACAACCUUAGUGCUGAGUCCAAAAUGUUGGUGAAGAAGCUCAACGACAUGAACAACAUGAUGAACGCCAAAGAGGAGAAGCUGCGAGGACGCCACAGGGACACGCACACUGCUCUCCAGUGGCUCAGGCAGAACAAGAAACUCUUUCAUGGAAAUGUCCACGAGCCCAUGAUGCUGGUGAUCAAUGUGAAGGAUCAUCACUUUGCUAAGUAUGUGGAGAACCACAUCUCAUUCCACGACCUGCGCGCCUUCGUCUUCCAGAGGAAAGACGACAUGGAGAAGUUUAUGAUUGAGGUCCGUGACAAGAUGAACUUGAAGGUGAACUCUAUCUGCGCUCCAGAAGAAUCAUGUUCCAAGCGGCCACCAUCCCGAAAUAUUGAGUCCCUGAGACGUUUUGGGUUCUUCACCUAUCUCCGUGAGAUGUUUGAUGCCCCCGAUGAGGUCAUGAGUUACCUCUGUCACCAGUACAGGGUGCACGACGUGCCGGUGGGCAAUGAGCGAACCAAAUCCAUGAUUAAAACGGUGAUUGAGGAGCCCUACCUCAAAGUGUUAUACACGACAGAGGAGAGGUACACUGUAAAAAGGUCCUUCUACUCCAACAAGAUAAGCACCAGCAACUCUGCAGUGCAUGCUUCCCAGUACCUCACCAUCACUGUGGAUGCUGAACAGAAACGUCAGCUAGAGCAGCAGAUGAAGGACUGUGAUUUAAAGCAACGAGACACCGAUGAACGGAUGAAGGCCUUGCAGAAGGAAGCUGCCGCGCUGGAGCACCGUGACAAUGAACUGUUGGCAGAGAAGAAACACCUCUCUGAACUAAAGGGGAAAAAAAGACAACUGGAGCAGAAAAUCAGCACUAAACAGGACAGCCUGAAGCAGAUGGAGCAGAAUAUUAUUGACCUGAAAAAGAUUGAACUGGAGACUAAAGAGAAAAUUGCUGCUGUAAAUUCCCAGAAAGUGGCCAUAGUGACUGCAUUCAUGGCCCAAAUGAAGCUGAGAGCCAAGCUGACAAUGGAGAAGGUGUAUCUGGCUUUGGAGACAGUGUGUCUGAUGGCAGAGAAGAACAAGCUGGAGAAUGACUGCAGAGAAGGCGCCUCUGAGCUGAGGACUGUUGAUCAAAAAUGCAGCCGACUGGAGCAGAGAAAGGUGCAGCUGACAGACCAAUGCAAAGGCCUGUUGAAGAGAGCAAAGGCGAUCUGUAGGAUGCAACCUGACGAGUCAUUGCCCGAAGACCUGCGUAAUGCUUUCAGCAAGCUCCCCGACACACUGGAUGAUGUUGAUGCCAGGCUGAAUGAGGAGCGGUCCAGAGCCGAGUGCUUCACUGGCCUAAGUGAAAAUGUUGUCGAAGAGUACAACAGGAGAGAGCAGGAGAUUAAACAAAUGGAAAAAGAGCUGGAAGAAAAGAGCAGCGCCCUGAAUGCCUACCGACAAAACAUAUCUGAGGCUAAAGAACGCUGGCUUAACCCUCUGAAACAGCUGGUUGAACAGAUAAAUGAAAAGUUCAGUGCUUUCUUUUGCUCCAUGCAGUGUGCAGGAGAGGUCGAUCUGCAUUCAGAGAAUGAGGAGGAGUACGAUAAGUAUGGGAUCCGCAUUCGGGUGAAGUUCCACGCCAGCACUCAGCUCCACGAGCUGACGCCUUACCACCAGAGCGGAGGAGAGCGCAGCGUCUCCACAAUGCUUUACCUCAUGGCCCUGCAGGAGCUCAACCGCUGUCCCUUCAGAGUGGUGGAUGAGAUCAAUCAGGGAAUGGAUCCUGUAAAUGAGCGAAGAGUCUUUGACAUUGUGGUCCGCACAGCCUGCAAAGAGACAACAUCCCAGUACUUCUUCAUAACACCAAAACUGCUGCAGAAUCUUACAUAUGCUGAGGAGAUGACCAUCCUUUGUGUCCAUAACGGCCCUCACAUGCUUUCCCCCAACCAAUGGGACGAGAAGGCUUUCGUCCGGCGGUGUCUCGAAAGAAAAGCCAGGGCGUGAACCCACCGGGCCGACCUGAUGUGCCGGGGCUCAUUCAAACUCCAGUUCAAAAAGUACCAAAUGUGAAGUUGGUAUUAAUAAUUUAGAUACAGAAUUUGUGAGUUUUGUGCCUUAACAUUCAGAAUAUGCCAUUAUUUUUUUUUUUUUUUAAAUUGGAGUGGAUGUUUAUAAAACUGAUUAAAUGAAAAUUAUUGAUGCAUAAUAAGCAUCAACAUGUUUCAUCAUUUGCACAUUUUCUUAUUUAUGCAGCAGUAUGUUGUGUCAUAUGUUAUUUCUUAACUGCAUGCUCAUGUUUAUGUAUCUGAAUAAAAUGCUCUGCUGUU
Molecule: messenger RNA, 3560 nt
Organism: Archocentrus centrarchus (flier cichlid)
Lineage: Eukaryota; Metazoa; Chordata; Actinopteri; Cichliformes; Cichlidae
Gene: smc5
Product: structural maintenance of chromosomes 5
Exons: 24
Coding region: 1-3237 (1078 amino acids)
Biological process (GO): double-strand break repair via homologous recombination
Cellular component (GO): Smc5-Smc6 complex; nucleus
Molecular function (GO): single-stranded DNA binding
Source: RefSeq, a predicted model, not a curated record